Penicillium mononematosum is the source of this 1344-nucleotide messenger RNA. RefSeq lists its product as uncharacterized. The coding region runs from base 1 to 1344 and encodes 447 amino acids. Lineage: Eukaryota; Fungi; Ascomycota; Eurotiomycetes; Eurotiales; Aspergillaceae. The transcript is spliced from 3 exons. The record is from RefSeq and is a predicted model, not a curated record.
AUGAGGUUCUCACAACUAGUCACUGCCUUGCCCUUAUUGUUCCGAAGCGUGAAUGCGAACCAGUACCGGGACGGCUGGGCAGGACCGGAAGACCAGACAAAGUGGUCCAACCCCACCUGUAGCCCGAACGUCGUGGAUGUUGAUGUCGCCAUCAUUGGUGGUGGUUCCAGUGGUAUCCACGCCGCAAUACAAUUGAAGGACGCCGGCGCCAGCGUUGUGGUCAUUGAGAAGAAGGACCAGAUCGGCGGCCACGCAGAAACGUACACCAACCCUACCACCGGCAUCGUCACUAACGUUGGUGUUAUCGUUUUUGAGAACACAGAUCUGGUCAAGCGGUACUUCGCCCGCCUCAGAGUGCCCAUUAUCACGAACACCCUGGAAACCCCAAGCACAAGAUAUGACUUCGCCUUGGGAAUUCCUAUCCCGCCCCCGGAUGACCAGCAGGAGGUCAUUCAAGCUGCCGUGCAAGCUUACACCGAGAAUGUGCUGAGCAAGUACGGAUGGAUCGACCAGGGCUUUUUGGUCCCGGACCCCGUUCCCGAGGAGUUGUAUCUGCCCUUCCCACAGCUUGCAGAGAAUUACAACUUUUCUGCUCUCGUUCCUAUUGUUGCGGAAAUCAACUGGUAUACGGGCAACAUCACGACACUCCCGGCCCUGUACGGCAUGAAGGGCCUCGGACCAGGCAUGAUCGCCAGUAUCUUCGGCGAGUUCAUACUAUCUGGCACAGGCAACACCAGGAGCCUGUACGACGCGGCCCUGAAGGAGCUGGCCUCCAGUGUCCUCUUGAGCACCACGAUCCAUAAUGUAGACCGUCACUCCAACUCGACUGGUGUGACUCUCUUGGUUGCCCAGCGCGGAAGCGCCCCCAAGACAAUUCGUGCCCGCAAGUUGCUGACAAGAGCAGGUCAUCUUCUCCAAGUUCUCCUCCUCGGUUACUAUGCCGGCGUGGCUCAUGUCCCUGGUUUCAAUGGCUCGUUCACCAACGCCGGCGCCUUUACUCCUUUCAACCAGCCCAUCGUUCCGGGUAACAAUGGCUUCAUCGCCACCGGAUCGCCUGGCGAAUUCCUGAUCGGAGGGGGCUUCGACCGCGGAGACAUCACGGAUGAAGAAGGAAAGGACCUCGUCCGCGAGAACCUGGCCACUCUAGCGGCGGUGGGUGCUGUCCCGGCAGAUGCGGCAAAUACUGUCACAUUCCCCUACACUUCCGACCACACGCCGUAUCAUGGCUCCCGCAAUACGUACUGGACUGGCGCGGCGUUUACUGGCCACAACAGCGCUCUGGUCUGGAACUGGAAUGAGGGAACGAUUGUGCCUGGCCUGAAGAAGGACCUUGGCCUGGAAUAA